GUUUAAUUAUAGAUCAACACAUCAUCUUGCAUCUCAUGGGUUCUAUGAAUUUUUAAAUUGGUUUGAUGAGAGAGCAUGGUAUCCACUAGGAAGAAUAGUAGGCGGUACUGUUUACCCAGGGUUGAUGAUAACAGCUGGCCUUAUCCAUUGGAUUUUAAAUACAUUGAACAUAACAGUUCAUAUUAGAGACGUAUGUGUGUUCCUUGCACCAACUUUUAGCGGCCUUACAUCUAUAUCUACUUUCCUGCUUACCAGAGAACUUUGGAACCAAGGAGCGGGACUUUUAGCUGCUUGUUUUAUUGCUAUUGUGCCGGGUUACAUUUCUCGGUCAGUAGCUGGGUCCUUUGAUAAUGAAGGCAUUGCUAUAUUUGCACUUCAGUUCACAUACUACUUAUGGGUAAAAUCUGUAAAAACUGGGUCAGUUUUUUGGACAAUGUGCUGCUGCUUGUCAUAUUUCUAUAUGGUCUCUGCUUGGGGUGGUUAUGUGUUUAUCAUCAACCUUAUUCCACUGCAUGUAUUUGUGCUGUUACUGAUGCAGAGAUAUAGCAAAAGAGUCUACAUAGCAUAUAGCACUUUCUACAUUGUGGGUUUAAUAUUAUCCAUGCAGAUACCCUUUGUGGGAUUCCAGCCAAUCAGGACAAGCGAACACAUGGCAGCUGCUGGUGUCUUUGCAUUGCUGCAAGCUUACGCCUUCUUGCAGUAUCUGAGAGACCGGUUAACAAAACAAGAGUUCCAGACCCUUUUCUUUUUGGGUGUAUCACUAGCUGCAGGUGCUGUGUUCCUUAGUGUCAUCUAUUUGACUUAUACAGGUUACAUUGCACCGUGGAGUGGCAGGUUUUACUCAUUAUGGGACACUGGGUAUGCAAAAAUACACAUUCCAAUUAUUGCAUCAGUGUCUGAACAUCAACCUACGACCUGGGUGUCUUUCUUCUUUGAUCUACAUAUUCUUGUGUGUACCUUCCCAGCAGGCCUAUGGUUCUGCAUUAAAAAUAUCAACGAUGAAAGAGUAUUUGUUGCUCUGUAUGCAAUCAGUGCUGUCUAUUUUGCCGGCGUAAUGGUGCGGCUGAUGUUGACUUUGACUCCGGUCGUCUGUAUGCUGUCUGCAAUUGCCUUCUCAAAUGUUUUUGAGCACUAUUUGGGGGAUGACAUGAAAAGGGAAAACCCACCUGUGGAAGACAGCAGUGAUGAGGAUGAUAAAAGAAACCCAGGAAAUUUGUAUGAUAAGGCAGGUAAAGUGAGGAAACAUGUAACUGAGCAGGAAAAAACUGAAGAGGGAUUAGGUCCUAAUAUAAAAAGCAUUGUCACCAUGUUGAUGCUGAUGCUAUUGAUGAUGUUUGCAGUCCACUGUACCUGGGUCACAAGCAAUGCCUACUCCAGUCCAAGUGUGGUCCUUGCCUCUUACAAUCAUGAUGGCACGAGGAAUAUCUUAGAUGAUUUUAGAGAAGCUUACUUUUGGCUAAGGCAAAAUACAGAUGAACAUGCCCGAGUGAUGUCUUGGUGGGAUUAUGGCUAUCAGAUAGCUGGAAUGGCUAAUAGAACUACUCUGGUGGAUAACAACACCUGGAAUAACAGCCACAUAGCACUGGUAGGAAAAGCUAUGUCUUCAAAUGAAUCAGCAGCCUACAAAAUCAUGAGGAGUCUGGAUGUAGAUUAUGUUUUGGUUAUUUUUGGUGGAGUUAUUGGCUAUUCUGGUGAUGACAUCAACAAGUUUCUUUGGAUGGUUAGGAUAGCUGAAGGGGAGCAUCCAAAGGACAUUCGGGAAAGUGACUAUUUCACCCCACAAGGAGAAUUCCGUGUAGACAAAGCAGGAUCGCCCACGCUAUUGAAUUGUCUUAUGUAUAAAAUGUCGUACUACAGAUUUGGAGAAAUGCAGCUGGAUUUCCGUACACCCCCAGGUUUUGAUCGAACACGUAAUGCUGAGAUUGGAAACAAGGACAUUAAAUUCAAACAUUUGGAGGAAGCGUUUACAUCAGAACAUUGGCUUGUGAGGAUAUAUAAAGUGAAAGCACCUGAUAACAGGGAGACGCUAGACCACAAACCUCGAGUCACCAACAUUUUCCCAAAACAGAAGUAUUUGUCAAAGAAGACUACAAAAAGGAAGCGUGGCUACAUUAAAAAUAAACUAGUUUUUAAGAAAGGCAAGAAGAUAUCUAAGAAGACUGUUUAAAUGCACUGUUCAGGUUCCUAACUUGAAGCAGUUGUCCUUGUGAGAACCGGUCUUUGCCUUUAGCUCAUGUCAUGUUUCACAACAGAGGGUACAGAACCAUCACUGGUCCAGAUUAAUGUACAGAAUUUUCUGGCAAUGCCUGAUUUAAAAAAUAAAAUUGGCUUAUUGAGAACAACUAUUUUCUAUUUAUAAUGUGAAGCAAGACAGAGCACUGCUGUAAAUGUCUAACAGCAGGUUUUUUUUAUUGGUACAUAUUAUCCUUCAAAUCUGAGAAUUUGGACUAAUUGCACCAAAGAACCCUCUAAUUUGGUCCCUGGCACAUGCAUACUUGUCAAUGUUCUUAUUUUUUACAAGACCUACAUUAUAUUUGAAUUACCCAAAUAGCAAUAUGUAAACUACAAAUGACAAAAUGUGAUGUGAUUUUCUUGAACCAGUAAACUAGUACAGGUCUGAGAAAGAGGUAUUAGAAAAGUAAUUAUACUUCUUGAACUAUAUUUAUUUUCAUGUUUCUCCAGUGCAAAGUGUUUCAUCAAAUGUACAUUUUCUGUUGCUUACUCUUUGCUCUAAGAAGCUGCUGUUUCAAAGAGGGGCCUCAGUAUUUACGCUGACUCGUCACCGCUGCCGCCGGCGGCCGUCUCCACCAGGUACUUGCAGAGCGGGUCCCCUGUGGCGUUCCUUCAAGGGCUAGAUUUCUGUCCCUCGCAAGCGCGACAGCUGCACGGGUGGCUUCUCACCAGGAGGGGUGGCGUCACUGAGAUGAGCAUUAUGUUUACAUGCAAACGAUUGAGGGGAGAAACCCUUAAAGUGGACAGGUAUCCAAAGUUCCUUUUCUGUGACUCUCAAAAUGACAAAGGAUUUAUAAACUUUGCCUGGAUUUCUCUCAUUUUCUGAUAGUUUCAUCCGUCACCAUAAUUUUAUCCUCUGUUCCAUGUUUGUUUUUUUUAAAUUCCUGAAGCAUUUGAUGAAACACUCUUUAAUGCUAUCUGCAUUUUCUUUUAUGAAAAAUGUGACAAUUGUCAAAAAAUGCACUAAAGUAUAAAUGGAGAUUGAACAUGUUCAUUUUCCAGCUUAUAGGCAACUUUAUAUAGACUUGAAAAUUUUCUCCAGUUGUUUAGUAAAAGUGAAAGAGAAAGGGUUUUUCCUGCCACAGGAUAUAACUUUUUUUUAUAUAAACAAGCAUAACUUACCACUGCUUUUGGUGGAAAAGUGCAGAAUAGUAUGUACCUUUUAUGAAGAAAAGUGUAAUUUACAAUAUUCAGUGAGAAUGUUACUGCUGAUUUUCUUUUCCAAAGUGUAGAAUAUACUUUGAUUUAUAGAAUUCAUUUUUGACCCAGAUGAUGGUUCUUUUACAGACCAAUAAAAUGGCUGAACAUUUUCACAAAUAAAGUGUAACUAAAUCCGGAUUUCUGAUACCUUGUCAUUUGGGGGAUUUUAUCUUACUUUGUUGCUUUAAGAUUCAAUGCAGAGAAGUUGUUGACUGUAGGGGAAAUAAAGUUAAUUCAAAUUUUGUGUUAA
This is a messenger RNA of Suricata suricatta (meerkat), 3682 nucleotides long. RefSeq names its product STT3 oligosaccharyltransferase complex catalytic subunit B (gene STT3B). Gene Ontology annotation, molecular function: dolichyl-diphosphooligosaccharide-protein glycotransferase activity. The record is from RefSeq and is a predicted model, not a curated record. Lineage: Eukaryota; Metazoa; Chordata; Mammalia; Carnivora; Herpestidae. The transcript is spliced from 15 exons. Gene Ontology annotation, cellular component: membrane. The coding region runs from base 125 to 2167 and encodes 680 amino acids. Gene Ontology annotation, biological process: post-translational protein modification.